Fusarium coffeatum is the source of this 972-nucleotide messenger RNA. RefSeq lists its product as uncharacterized. The transcript has 6 exons. Gene Ontology annotation, cellular component: intracellular anatomical structure; cytoplasm. Bases 1 to 972 code for a protein of 323 amino acids. Gene Ontology annotation, molecular function: transaldolase activity. Lineage: Eukaryota; Fungi; Ascomycota; Sordariomycetes; Hypocreales; Nectriaceae. Gene Ontology annotation, biological process: pentose-phosphate shunt, non-oxidative branch; pentose-phosphate shunt; carbohydrate metabolic process. The record is from RefSeq and is a predicted model, not a curated record.
AUGUCUACUUCUCUCGACCAGCUCAAGGCUACCGGCACCACUGUUGUGUCUGACUCUGGCGACUUUGCCUCCAUUGGCAAGUACAAGCCUCAGGAUGCUACCACCAACCCUUCUCUCAUCCUCGCUGCCUCCAAGAAGGCUGAGUACGCCAAGUUGAUCGACGUCGCCAUCGAUUACGCUAAGCAGAAGGGUGGCCCCAUCGACCAGCAGGUCGACGAUGCCCUUGACCGACUCCUCGUUGAGUUCGGUAAGGAGAUCCUCAAGAUCAUUCCCGGCAAGGUCUCCACCGAGGUCGACGCUCGCUACUCUUUCGACACUGAGGCUUCAGUCAACAAGGCUCUUCACCUCAUCGAGCUCUACGGUGAGCAAGGUAUUUCUAAGGACCGUAUUUUGAUCAAGAUCGCCGCAACCUGGGAGGGUAUCAAGGCUGCUGAGAUCCUCCAGCGCGACCACGGCAUCAACACCAACCUCACCCUCAUGUUCUCUCUUGUCCAGGCCAUUGGUGCUGCUGAGGCUGGCGCUUACCUCAUCUCUCCCUUCGUUGGUCGUAUCCUCGACUGGUUCAAGGCGUCCACUAAGAAGGAGUACUCCAAGGAGGAGGACCCUGGUGUCCAGUCGGUCAAGCAAAUCUUCAACUACUACAAGAAGUUCGGCUACAACACCAUUGUUAUGGGUGCCUCUUUCCGAAACACUGGCGAGAUCACUGAGCUUGCCGGCUGCGAUUACCUGACUAUUUCUCCCAACCUGCUCGAGGAUCUCCUUAACUCUUCCGAGGCUGUGCCCAAGAAGCUUGAUGCCUCCCAGGCCUCUUCUCUGGAUAUCGAGAAGAAGUCCUACAUCAAGGAUGAGGCUUUCUUCCGCUUCGAUUUCAACGAGGAUCAGAUGGCCGUCGAGAAGCUCCGUGAAGGUAUCAGCAAGUUCGCUGCUGAUGCUGUCACCCUGAAGGAUAUCCUCAAGGAGAAGCUUUCCUAA